This is a messenger RNA of Linum tenue, 2636 nucleotides long. The record is from the annotation of a GenBank genome assembly. NCBI's taxonomy places the organism in Eukaryota, Viridiplantae, Streptophyta, Magnoliopsida, Malpighiales, Linaceae.
AAGAAGAAAAAAAAUGGGGAAAUAAUACAAUCGUACACCUCCCGAGCUCAGAGAAACAAACGCUUCCUUAACCUUUCUCUUUCUCUCUCGCUAUCUGCAUCACAAAGCUCCCUGCUUUACAACUUUCCCCACUUCCAGACACACACAUCAUCACGACCUCGCGACCCAUUGAGCUUCUCUUUCUCUAUCUAAAGCUCUGAUCUUUUGGGCCGUGCUUUUUUCGGGUGUCGGGUCAAUGGCUGAUUGUGCCGGCGAGCAGUAAUGAAGGUGACCACCGGGAAACAGCAUUCGUCGACGGCGGUAGUGGGGGCUUCGAUUCUUAACUCCAAGGGGUUUAAUCAGAACCCGCAUCAGCAAAUCCCCGAUUCAGAUCUCGUCAGGCCGACACGGCGCAGGACCCGGGGCCUGACCCGGUUGAAGCGGGUCGCCCCUUCGGUCGGGCGGCGGAGCCGACCCGAGACGCCCCUGUUGAAAUGGAAGGUUGAGGAGAGCGGAGCGAGGAAUGGUGGGGGUAAGGAGGGUGGAGAUGAUGAUGCUGCGGAUGAGGAUGAGGAGAAGCAGGGGAAUGGUAAAGAGGAGGGUAGGAGAGGGAGGAGCAAGAGAAGCAGUGGGAGCUCUGUUUCUGCCAGGAAGCUAGCUGCUGGGUUGUGGAGGUUGCAGUCGCCGGAGAAGGCGGUCGGCGGUGGUGGGGAGCGGAGGAGGAGGGUUGGGUUGGGGUUUCAGCCAGGGGCUGCUCAUCCUGGUGUGGUACCCCAUCGAACUGAGAAAGUUUAUGGUUCUGAGUUCAAGGAUCCAUUGCAUAGCCCUACUUCCGGCUCUGCUAUGAAGAACCGGUUCUUGUGUAAGCUUGAACCUUCUUUCCAGUUCUCCAACUCUGCAAUGGAGGGAAAAACCAAGUGGGAUCCAGUCUGCUUCGAAACACCAGAUGAGGUACGCCAGAUCUACAGCCACAUGAAACGUCUUGAUCAACAAGUUAGCGCUGUCUCAAUGGUUUCCGCCCUCGAAUCCGAGCUCGAGCAGGCUCGAACACGCAUCCAUGAACUGGAAACUGAACGACGGUCCUCGAAAAAGAAACUUGAGCACUUCCUAAAGAAAGUCAGUGAGGAAAGAGCUGCAUGGAGGAGCAGAGAGCACGAGAAAAUCCGUGCAUUCAUCGAUGACAUCAAGUCAGACCUAAGCCGCGAGAGGAAAAACAGGCAGAGAUUGGAGAUUCUUAACUCGAAGCUGGUUAACGAGCUGGCUGAUGCAAAGGUAUCCGGGAAGCGACUGAUGCAGGACUACGAAAAGGAAAGAAAGGGUCGGGAGUUAAUCGAGGAAGUGUGCGAUGAGCUCGCUAAAGAAAUUGGGGAUGACAAAGCUGAAAUUGAAGCAAUAAAGAGGGAUUCAAUGAAGCUGCGUGAAGAAGUUGACGAUGAGAGGAAGAUGCUGCAGAUGGCCGAGGUUUGGCGUGAAGAACGCGUUCAGAUGAAGCUGGUUGAUGCCAAAGUGGCUCUCGAGGAGAAGUAUUCUCAGAUGAAUAAGCUUGUAGCAGAUUUGGAAAGCUUUUUAAGAUCGAGAGGUGCUGCAAUUUCAGAAGUUAGACAAGUGGAGUCUUUAAUGCAGGCUGCAGCCGCCAUUAAUAUCGAAGUGGUGAAGGAAUUCACAUAUGAGCCCUCUAACCCAGACGAUAUAUUUGCUGUUCUUGAGGAAGUUAAUUCUGGUGAGCCAAAUGAUGAGAGAGACAUUGAGCACUGUUCGACUGCUUUCAGUCCUGCUAGUCAUUGCAAUGGCUAUGUGAUUAAUCAGAAUGAGGAGAUAGAAGAAGAUGAAAGCGGGUGGGAGACGGUGAGCCAUCUCGAGGAUCAAGGCUCGAGUUUCUCCCCCGAUGGAAGUGUUCCAUCUGUCAAUAAGAUUCACAGGGAUAGUAAUGUGUCAGGGAGCGGUACAGAAUGGGAAGAAGACAACAUCUGCAAGGAUGCCCAUAUUGCAGAAGAAAUCAGUGAGAUUUGUUCUUUGCCGAACAAUAGGCAGGCGAAAAAGGUAUCUGCAAUUGCAAGGCUGUGGAAGUCUGGCAGUAAUGGGGAGAACUACAAGAUCAUAUCAGUUGAUGGAAUGAAUGGUAGGUUCUCCAAUGGAAGGAAAUCAAGUGCAGGGAUGGUAUCGCCAGAUAGGGGUUCGGGCAAAGAUGGAGGAGGAAGUUUUAGCCCUUCUGAUUUUGUAGGUCAGUGGAGUUCAUCACCCGAGUCGGGGAACCCCCACAUAACUAGAGGAAUGAAAGGAUGUAUCGAAUGGCCGCGAGGCACCUUGCAGAAGCACAGUUUAAAGUCGAAGCUUUUGGAAGGAAGGAUGCAGAGCCAGAAACUCCAACUGCGCCAUGUACUGAAGCAGAAGAUCUAGAGGUUAGGAGAUGCCCCCCCCCCCCCCCCCCCCCAAAGAAAAGAAAGCACUUGCUUGAUCAUGUACCAAUUUCUGUAACUGUAAGAGCCUUAUUGAUCGAAAUAGUUCAGAGUUUAUAUCUUUAUGGGCGUAUAGAGCCCUUGUUGUUGAUCAGUUUGUUGUAUAUGCCCAAGGGGAUAAAAAUUCAGCUUCAUUUUCAUCUUGGACCAAGGUUUCUUUUGGUAUACAACUGGAAUUUCGUAUUUGCUUUCUGGAAAAUA